Molecule: messenger RNA, 2469 nt
Organism: Psylliodes chrysocephalus
Lineage: Eukaryota; Metazoa; Arthropoda; Insecta; Coleoptera; Chrysomelidae
Source: the annotation of a GenBank genome assembly
CGACAAAAAGCGCCAAACUUACCUGCAAAUAUGUUUGGGAGAAAAAUAUAUUUCAGUUUUAAAGAAGUGUAUAUAUUGUGGUGAUUGUUUUAAAUUGUAUGUAUUUUGUUUAAAAAAAAACUUGUAGACAAAAAUAGUAGUGGUAUGGACUAUAGUAUGUUUCGCGAAAUGAUCAUAGAACAGUUACUGUAAGUAUGGCAAUUAAAUCAACGAAAGGUAUUCGAAUGUUUUUUAAAUUUACGCGGAUUAUGUCACACGAAAAUACCAUUCAUUUAAAUAAAAUUUUCGCGCUCCACGCUAAAACUAUCGAGCCUGGUCUAUUUUUAAACUAGACUUAUAUUUUGACGAGUUGUGCAACGGAGCUAGUAAAACUAAAUCGGAGUCAAGAAAACGAAAAAUUUCAAUUAAAUGCAUUUUGUGAGGGAUUUUCUAGUGAUACGUCACUUCUGCAUCAUAUGGCAAGUCUAUUGUUGUGAAAGCAAAACAUCUUAAUAUCAUAAAAUAUGUGCUAUUAUAUCCGUAAAAUGCUUCUGUUAGAAAAAACGCUCUCUGCCAAAUAUAUUUCCUAAAAAUAAUAGUUUUGCUUUUAGUGUAUUUUAAAAAAAAUUGAUUUUAUCUCACGAAGAUCAGUAUUAAAAUUUCCCGCUUCAUUAUCAUGGCAAACAACGACGAAAAUUCUUCGAAACAAAUAUGUUUUCCAAACGAGUCCUUAGUGACAGAUAAUGAGUUUAAUUUUGACCUAUCAGCAAUCAACAUUAAUACAGAAGUUUUUAAAUUUAUUACAUUUAUCCACGUAAUAACCCCUUUAAUCUUAAUGUGGUGUUUUUUAUCAAACUUUAAUAAUAAAUCCAAACGAAGGAAAAUUUGCAGAAAGAAGUUUCAGAGGAAAAUCAACGAAGCUAAAGCAAAAGCUACACCUAAACAGGUUUUCAAGAGGCCUCCAAGAAAAGCUGCGUCCCUUUGGAACAUCAGACUCUCGCCUUCUAAAGACACAAGUCUUCUAGAUUUAGAUGAUAUACAAAAAAUUCGAUAUAUUGAGAAUAAAGAAAGUCAAGAAGAUGAAGAUGAAUACAUCACUGGUGGAUAUAUGCCUAUCAAUAUUGGAGAUAUUCUCAAAGAACAAUACAAAGUUUGUAGAAAGUUAGGAUGGGGCCAUUUUUCUACAGUUUGGUUAUGUCGCAACUUAUCGAAUGAAGGACCUACUUAUGUAGCUUUAAAAAUCUGCAAAAGCGCACAAUCGUUUGCAGUUGUCGCUCAAGAUGAAAUAAAGCUACUGAGAGAGACGAAACUGAUAGACCCCACUCACAUUGGCUAUAAACACAUUGUCCAAAUGGUAGAUACUUUUAAAUUAGUUAGCGUCAAUGGAGUACACACUGCCAUUUCUAUGGAGAUCAUGGGGCCCUCAUUGCUACACUUACUUAUUCAGUCUGAUUUUAGAGGAAUUCAUUUAAGUGGAUGCAAAAGGAUCAUUACUCAGGUUUUAAAAGGUUUGAGCUACCUUCACGAAAAGUGUCGUAUUAUUCACACCGAUAUUAAGCCAGAAAAUAUAUUAAUAAAAGUUGAUGAAAACUACAUCAAAACUAUUAUAAGUAAAACUGAAAAAUUUACAGAACUUGGAAUUGAUAUGCCACGUUCGUAUGUCGCGUCCGAUUGUUGGAUAGACAAGGACAAACGCUUGGGGGAUUCAGAUGAGAACAUUAUAUCUAAAUUCGAAGAACAAAGAGGACAGUCUUAUCCGUACGACAAAUUUUUAGGAGAACUUACCGAUUUUAAAAGAAGACAUGGCGAACCCCGUUUGAAUGCUCCCAUGUGGGUUAGCCCCAACAUCGAAAUAAAAAUAGCCGAUUUAGGAAAUUCUUGCUGGGAGGACCACCAUUUUUCAGCCGAAAUUCAAACACGUCAAUACAGGGCUUUAGAAGUAAUUUUAGGAGCUGGUUACGGUUUUCCCGCUGAUAUAUGGUCAGUGGGGUGCAUGGGAUUUGAAAUGGUGACUGGUGAAAUGCUUUUUAGUCCUAAAGGUGAAGAAUCAAAGAUUACUAAUAGAGACCAUUUGUGUCUGAUUUACGAAACGCUUGGUGGUAUUCCACAAUAUAUCACCGAAAAGGGUACAAAUGCUCGUCAGUAUUUUUCAAACGGUGAAUUGCUGCGUGUAAAUAAGAAAUGGUUAAGAAUAUGGAAAAUUGAAGAUGUCCUAGUAGAGAAAUACAAGUGGAAGAGGGUGGAUGCUAUCCCAUUUGCUGGUUUUUUGGAAAGUCUUAUCGAGCCGGACCCAGCCUUGAGAUUGACUGCAUCUAUGGCCCUUCAAAGCGAAUGGAUCACUAUGAAUGAGUAAUUUCCAAAACCAUUUUUAUAUAAAUCUGUUUUAAAGACUGAAAUUUUUAUGUUAAUUAUAUUGUUAUUAUUUUAUGUUCAAUAUAUCUUCACUAGUGUUUUAUAAUAAAGUUACAAAAAUUAAAAAUCGUUUUAAAA